Girardinichthys multiradiatus is the source of this 2414-nucleotide messenger RNA. RefSeq names its product paired box protein Pax-4-like. NCBI's taxonomy places the organism in Eukaryota, Metazoa, Chordata, Actinopteri, Cyprinodontiformes, Goodeidae. The coding region runs from base 1 to 1173 and encodes 390 amino acids. Gene Ontology annotation, biological process: anatomical structure development; regulation of transcription by RNA polymerase II. The transcript has 11 exons. Gene Ontology annotation, molecular function: DNA-binding transcription factor activity, RNA polymerase II-specific; RNA polymerase II cis-regulatory region sequence-specific DNA binding. The record is from RefSeq and is a predicted model, not a curated record.
AUGUGCGGAACAAGCAGGUAUCUGCAAAGCCAAGGUGGUGGAAGUGUUAACCAGUUAGGAGGGACGUUUUUCAACGGCAGACCUCUACCAGAAUCCAAGAGAAUUAAGGUAAUUGAGCUGGCCUCAGAGGGAUUCCGCCCAAGUGAAAUAUCCCGGAUUCUCCAGGUGUCCAACGGGUGCGUCAGCAAGAUCCUGUGCCGCUACAGGCGCACAGGGCUGGUGAAGCCUAAGUCCAUAGGAGGGAGCCGCCCUCGGCUUCUCACCCCCAGCGUCAUCUCCACAAUCAUCCAGUGCAAAAGGGAAAAUCCAACUAUUUUUGCUUGGGAAAUACGAAAACGGCUUUCAAGAACACGUAAAACCGCAAAAAUUCCUAGCGUGUCAUCCAUAAAUAGGAUUCUAAGAAAAAUCCACUUGGACCAUGGAAUAAUGUGCAUGGAGGUCAAUGCUGCCAUCAGGGCUGGACAGGAUUUUCUUUCUGUGGGUAAAGAAGCAAAUGAAGAAGCAAUGAGCUCUGAUGACCAGAAAUCUGAAGGAACACAUCACAGGAACCGCACCACUUUCACCCCAGACCAGAGCAGAGCACUCGAGCAAGAAUUCUCCCAGAGCCAGUACACUGAUCUACACACAAGAGAGAAACUGUCAGCUGAAAUUAAACUUCCAGAAGACACAAUCAAGGUUUGGUUUUCAAACAGACGGGCUAAGUGGAGGAGGGAAAUGAAACAGAGAAGUAGAACAAAGACUUUAGACCUGCGACAGCAGAGAGGAUGUAUUCCUCCAAAUCCAGCCCUCACACACAACUUUAUAUUGCAGGACAUGGGUAUAUUAAGAAUGAACUGUCAAAACACCACCUUACAACCCAGUGGCAUCCGGAAACUACAAAAUGGCUACUUCUCUCAAACAACAGCCGUUCCUCAGCAGCUGUGUGACAUGUUGCCACAGGCCGUGGACAGGACAGCACAGCAUCUCAACAGAGAUGCAUUCACUUUCCCACCUGUUCAAGAUAACACGUACCCAAGGAACACUUUCCAGCUGGCCUCUGAGAACAUCAGAGCCCACAGCCCUGCCUCUCAGCAGUGGAACCAGCAGAGUGUGCCGUUUAUGUGGAGUCAGUUUCAAACCAAGGAAAAGUUCCUGUACCCCCAGGAUGUGCAUCUUCCAGAAGAAACUCCAUGAGUACCUUUUUAAACCUCCCUGUAAUUGUUGGCGCAAAUAUUAAGCUGAAGUCUGGAGCACAAAGCAUUUCUCAUCUCAUGUUGAGCAACCCCAAAGUUGGCUGAAAAGCUCAUCCAGCGUGAACUCCACACCACUUAAGCCGACGAUGUCCUCAUUUGUCAUCCGAACAUUUCUAAGGAUGUUAUAAUUUAUCCCCUCGACUGGUUGUAUUGAUAACCCCUGCUGCUUCAGCCACUCAAGAAUAUUCAUCAUACACAAGGAGUUUGCUUCUCUCAGCGGCAGAAGGUCAUGAGUGCCAAAAACAGAGCAAACAGAAUUACAUGAAAGAAAACAUGCACAGCAAGAGAAAUGAUUCAAUGUAAAAUUGUUUAUUAAAAAUAGGAAUACAAAGGAUACAAAAAUCAGAAAAUUUCAUGGAUACAAAAGAAAUAGCAGCUGCAUUUUAUAAGUAUGCUAUUCAAAAAAUGUACAACCCAGAUUUACAUAUUUACAUUAUGUUAGGCUAUAUUAAAUAACAGUUGCAACACUUUCAGGGCAUAGUCACAACAAAACUUCCAUUAAACUAAUAAUCUUUGCCAUGUGGUAUUACCUGUCAGCCAAGGGAUACAUUUUCUGGAUUUUCGAUGACAUUCCUUUUAUUUGUGAAAUAUGCAUGACUACUUUUGGGCUGCAAUCAUGUUGUAAAUAUUGUUGCUGCUUAUUUAUUCAUGAAAACAGAUUCAUACUGUAGGCCGUAGAUUUGUGAUUGUUCUUUAGACUAGCAAAGGAUCAUCAAAUAAACUUUGAUUUCCUGAAAAAAACUAAAACGUUACAACACAAAGGAAAAAAACAAAGUCCUCAAAUGUUUUUGUCUGUUUUAGCUAAUGAGCUCAUUUAUAAAUGAACUGAGAUGAGAUGGAAAGUGGCUCUCUGAUGGAUCAAAGUUGAAAUUCAGAAAUCAUAGAGAGCACAAGCUUGAGAUGGAAUUACAACGGCACAGCUGCUGGUUUAUCAUUGUAUGGUGAUAAGGCUCCAUAUUAUAGUUCUUUUAAACCAUGUUUUAGCAGCUGAUGAACCGUCUCUACCUUUUUGUAGAAUCUGAGUGAACUUUACAUUUGUUUUCUUCACAUUUCACCAAGGUUCCCAAUUUCUUUGAAACCAUGUUUGUAAUAUAAACCCCAAAGUAAGCGUACCAUCAAAUUAUAAACUCAAUUAUGACAAUUUUCUUCCUCCCACUUAAAAAAAAUAAAUAUAAAUUACUA